Molecule: messenger RNA, 879 nt
Organism: Paramuricea clavata
Lineage: Eukaryota; Metazoa; Cnidaria; Anthozoa; Malacalcyonacea; Plexauridae
Source: the annotation of a GenBank genome assembly
AAUGAAGCCCGCAAAGUACCCUCACACCCCUGGGAAUGGCCAACCACACCUUGGCAGAGAAUCCAUUUAGAUUUUGUUGGGCCGUUCCUAGGACGAAUGUUCCUUAUUAUUGUAGAUGCACAUUCGAAGUGGCCUGAAGUGGAAAUGAUGCCAUCCACCACAUCGACGCAGACCAUUGACCGACUCCAAACCAUUUUUGCCCGAUAUGGACUGCCAGCACAGGUGGUGACCGACAAUGGGCCACAAUUUACAUCCGCAGAGUUCCAACUAUUUUUGAAGACUAAUGGUAUCAAGCAUAUUACCACGGCCCCAUUCCACCCUGCGACCAACGGUCAAGCGGAGCGUUUUGUUCAGAGUUUCAAACAUGCUAUGAAAUGCGAGAAACAAAGUGCAUCCCAGCUGUGGCAGCUGAAAACCAAUAUGGCAAAGUUCCUUUUGGCUUACCGGCCAAUACCCCGCUACGGACUUCACCUCCAUUUGGUGAAACCUGAUUUACAAAGGAAAGUGAUGAACAGGCAAAUCGAUCAAGCAGGGAAGAAAGGACAGUCCCCCACACGUCAGUUAUCCAUUGAUCAGACUGUCAUGGCACGUAACUACAGUGGGAAAGACAAGUGGCUACUAGGCAUAGUUCGAGCUCAAACGAGACUCCUUUCAUACGAGAUAAAAUUUGGUCCAAAUCGAAUUUGGCGACGUCACAUCGACCAGCUUCGAGCCGCUAGUGUGGAAGUAAAUGACCAGAGUGAUGAUACGGCUGAACCUCAUCCAGAGCUCGGAGAGACUCGCCAGAAUAUUGCACCAGCAGAAGAAAUUGUCGCAGAGCCGGAUAUCGAACUAGCCACGAAUCCACUAGUCAGAAGUGCAACAACAAGAAGCCGGUAG